Molecule: messenger RNA, 992 nt
Organism: Camelus dromedarius (Arabian camel)
Lineage: Eukaryota; Metazoa; Chordata; Mammalia; Artiodactyla; Camelidae
Product: granzyme A
Exons: 5
Coding region: 141-920 (259 amino acids)
Biological process (GO): proteolysis; positive regulation of apoptotic process; negative regulation of oxidoreductase activity
Molecular function (GO): serine-type endopeptidase activity
Source: RefSeq, a predicted model, not a curated record
UUUCCUAACACUCAACUUUGAAAUCAGAAAGAAAGAAAAGAAAGGAAACCACAUUCUUCGUACUCUCGGUAUAUAAAUAAGAGUCAGUCAAGAACUGAAGACAGCUUUUCUCGUUGAUUGAUGUGGGGGCACCAGCCAUAAUGAGGAACUCUACCUUUCCGGCAGCCACUCUCUCAGUGGUCAUUUUUCUCCUUCUCAUUCCUGAAGAUUUCUCUAUAAAAAUUAUUGGAGGAAAUCAAGUGACUCCUCAUUCAAGACCCUACAUGGUGCUGCUUCAAGGGAAAGACAUCUGUGCCGGGGCUUUGAUUGCAAAAGACUGGGUAUUGACUGCAGCUCACUGUGUCCUGAACAAAAAAUCCCAGAUCAUUCUUGGGGCUCACUCAAUAACCAAGAAAGAGCCUGAAAAACAGAUAAUGUUUGUUAAGAAAGAGGUUCCCUAUCCAUGCUAUGACCAGGACACACAUGAGGGUGAUCUUAAACUUCUAAAGCUAAACAAAAAAGCAACAAUUAAUAAAAAUGUGGCUAUCCUUCAUCUCCCUAAAGUAGGGGAUGAUGUGAAGCCCGGAACUAUGUGUCGAGUUGCAGGGUGGGGAAAGUUUCACAAUAAUUCACCUGCGUCUGAUGUUUUGAGAGAAGUCAAUGUCACUGUCAUAGACAGAAAAAUCUGCAAUGAUCAAGGGCAUUAUAAUUAUCAACCUGUGAUUGGACUGAAUAUGAUUUGUGCUGGAACACUCAAAGGUGGAAAAGACUCCUGCAAUGGAGAUUCUGGAAGCCCUUUGAUAUGUGACGGUUCCCUCAGAGGCAUCACCUCCUUUGGCAUUCCAGGGAAAUGCGGGGACCCUCGAGGACCUGGCAUCUAUACUCUUCUCUCAAAGAAAUUCCUCAACUGGAUAGUUAAGACUGUGAAGCAUGCAGUUUAGAUAAUUGUAUUUCAUUUCACUUGCUGUCACUUCUUAAUUUUAUCAUAAAUAAAACCAACUGGUAUCACUGGA